AUGGCCUCAACUGCAGAAAUUACCCACCAAUCAGCCGCAGAACCUUCAACCUCAACCGAGAUGGAAGACAAUAGUAUGGGUUUCUACAACCUACCCCUCCCACAGCUUAAAUGGGUUUACCAGUCCGCCAUAAAGUUGUUAGACGCACUUGAGGACCGAGACUUUACCAAUUGUGAUGGUGUAGACCCCGAAAAGGCUGCGGCAUUUCUGAAGUGGAAUGAGAACCACUCACUUUCAGGUAUGCUUAUCAGAGCGCGACUGUUUGAAACCGACGCUCUCGAUUGGCUAGAUCAAGCGCUGAACACAUGGCAUGAGCCAGAAUGGGAAGAGGAGACGGUACACCCACUACGGGGAAAGAAUUACAUCGUGAAGAUCGAAGUGGGAGCGCCCAUGUUGAAGGUAGUUUUUAUUGAUGAAGAUGACAAUGGAGCUGUCAAAUUGCUAUGGCCUUGCGACGGUGAUUAUCUUUGGAGAAUGAUCUCACACGAAGGGGAGGCGUAUAUGGAGCAGAGUUGCGCGGGUGAUGAUGGAGGAUUUGAUAUGAUAUUGCGUGUAUCUGGUGCGAAGGAGGAGUAA
Morchella sextelata is the source of this 576-nucleotide messenger RNA. RefSeq lists its product as uncharacterized. Lineage: Eukaryota; Fungi; Ascomycota; Pezizomycetes; Pezizales; Morchellaceae. The transcript has a single exon. The record is from RefSeq and is a predicted model, not a curated record. The coding region runs from base 1 to 576 and encodes 191 amino acids.